AUUAGAAAAUUUUAGAAGAAUGUAUAAAAUUUAAAAUUUAAAGGAAUAUGGCGGCCAAGCUGAAGAAAGAGAUAGCAGAUUAUUUAGGAAGUGAGAAGAAGCUGUUUGAGCUCUCUGCAGAAGCUUUUAAAAUAGCAGAUGAAGAUAAUUCAGGCUACUUAGACAAAAUAGAAGUUAGAGAAAUCCUCACUGGGCUAGCUGCUGAUCUUGGAAAUGAUCCUCCAACUAGUCAACAAAUGGAUGAAGCUUGGAAUGAUUUAGAAGUAGACGGAGAUGGUAGAAUAACUAACAAGGAAUUCAUGAACUUAAUCAGAAACCUUUUGCAAAGUCUCUAUGACAGCUUAUAAUA
This is a messenger RNA of Moneuplotes crassus, 349 nucleotides long. Lineage: Eukaryota; Ciliophora; Spirotrichea; Euplotida; Euplotidae. The record is from the annotation of a GenBank genome assembly.